AGCGCCGCCGUCGCCAUGGUAACCGCGUGCAGCCGCCGCUGGGCCAGUUCACGGCUGUAUUGUUGUGGGAAAGGAGUGUGUAGUGACCCAGACCUGACUCACAGUAGCAAAAUGGCCUGGUCUCAGGCUCCCCCGCCCCGGCCACAAAGCAAAGCGCGCCCCUUCCCGGUGGUUUGGGGCCGCGGGUGCCGGCGGCCAUCCAGAGCUUGGUCGGGUCCCCGGAGGGACCCGUGGUGGAACCCGCCCUGAGGCUUUGGGAUUCCGCCGCAGCUUUCAGUUCACAUAAAAUUGGAAAAUGGACUUUGUCAAGAGAAUGGACGUCAUCAAUAUCACCGCCUUGCCAAUGAUCCCAUUGGACGAGCGCCUGGUGGUCUCUGCCAAUUCACGGAAAGUACUGGAGAAUGCUUUGAGGAAGCAGUUACAAGACCAUCCACCCACAUGCAUUGUUGGCUCCAUGAGCCAGGUGAACCAGAGGAUUACUGAAAUAGACCUGAGAUCCAGCCUGUGGACCAGCACCUCCGCCAUUGAGGACUAUGAGUUGGAGAAGAAGUCUUUAAAAGAGAGAACUCACAGCAGCCCAGGAGACAAAGUCAAGCCACCAAAGGAAGAGCUGCCGAUAACCUGCAAAGGCUCAGAGCUCCGGAAUGCCAAGUUGAUCCUGAGCAAGAGGAAAACAGCAGAUAAGAAUCUGCUGGCAGAGCUGCACCAGCACCCCCAGUUUGACGAAACUAGGCCCAACAAGCUUCCCAACGGCGUGGACUUCUGUGACAUGGUGGGCAAUGUGAUCCGAUCUGAGAAAAACCCCCUUAGUGGCAAGUCUUACUGUUCAGACAGAGAAUUAGAGAAGUUUCUGUCUUCUCCCUCCUUCAGCGCCAUCUGGCUGGACAGCUUUUGGUGGUUAUUUCAUGAACGGUAUCAGCCAAACAAGGAAAUCCAGCACAAGCUGUUUGACCGAAUAGCCCGAAAUUACGCCAUCCUGCUGUUCAAAAUGGUCCGGACUCACUAUGAAGAGGCGCUCAUCAAAAGGCUUCCGUCGCUUCUGAGCAAAGCCCUAUACACCAGCUUCUGCUGCUGCUUCCCCCAGUCCUGGUUCAACACCCACGAAUUCAAGUCGGAGAUUUGUAACACCAUGGGCCUGUGGAUCUCAGGGACAUAUCCUUGCCCACAGAGCUAUGACAGUUGGGACUACUCAGAACUGGAUCCAGAGAGAUUCCGGAGAGAAGAAUUAAUGUUACAGAGCAGUCGACUUAUAAGGGGAAGAGAGUUCACCCUCUUCACUUGUAUGAAAACCUCCUUCCCAAAGACAGACCACUACAAAAACAAGAAAUUCCAUCCCCUUCUGCGUGCAGAAGGACAUCCCUCAUCACUGAAGCAGUCUUCUAGUUUCUCUACAACCCACGAGAAAGGCUUUCUGAGGAAGCUGACUGCAGAGGAAAGAAGCUCACGAUGCUACCACAUGAAAGAACACCCUGUAACAGCCCUGUUCACCAGGAAACCCACACAGCAAGUCAAGAGGAUAUCAGAAGCCAGAGCAUGCAUGAGUUUGUUACUGAAAAAGUCCCACCCUGCCUGCACAAGCCCCAAGUUGACUGUAAGCCAAUUCAACCUUUAUGGGAAGAGUCCGCUAAUUAUGUACUACUUCCUCAACUACUCCAAGCUGCCGCUUAAAGGCCAGGAUCUGCUGAUCAGCCGAAGAGAAAAGACCAAGGUCAUCCCUGACUCUGUCAUGACCUAUGCUGACAUUAUCCACCUGGUCACGAAGAACAUGGAGACUCGGAAGAAACGGCUCAGGCAGCUGGACCGGCUGCAUGAGAACGAGUGGGCCUAUUUUAACAGCUAUCUAACGGAACUGCAAGAGAAUUUCGAGAGGGAGGUGAAGAUUAUCGAUCAAAAAGUAGCAGAAAAAAGAAAGGCCAACCAUGACCAUGUUUCUUCUUCAUUACUAUUUGAUGACUUGUUCUUCAAGAAGUCCAGAGGAACCCCCCACAAAGAAACAGCUUUUCUCUCAAGGAAGAAAAAGAGGGAGAUAGAAGAGAAACUGAAGGCUUUCCAGUCCCCUUUCUCAUUGCAGAGCCCCAUGGACACCUAUACCCUGGGCCUGAAAAGCCCCUACAGGAUCGGGUCUCCUUCCAGUAGCAGUGAACACGUUACCAAGGUUUCCAAAGCCACACAGGACAUGCUCUUUAGACUCUCGCCGUCUUCCAUGGAGUGAACUUGCCCAAGCACAGGCUCGGACUGCAGUGGGGGUGUCUGCGCCUGUUGUCGAAUAGGAUGGAAAAUGGAGUCAGUGAUGGCAAACGAGAGCACAUCUGCAGCCAGGAGCAUGCCGAGUCUUCCCCAGUCCACAGGACGAAGACAAUUAAAGGUCACAUCUACCACGAGCCAAAGUGAGGGCUGAGAAAGUGA
Molecule: messenger RNA, 2406 nt
Organism: Onychomys torridus (southern grasshopper mouse)
Lineage: Eukaryota; Metazoa; Chordata; Mammalia; Rodentia; Cricetidae
Gene: Fam227a
Product: family with sequence similarity 227 member A
Exons: 18
Coding region: 296-2212 (638 amino acids)
Source: RefSeq, a predicted model, not a curated record